Messenger RNA from Malassezia vespertilionis, 930 nucleotides. It is a transcript of the gene YHM2, whose product is annotated as Mitochondrial DNA replication protein yhm2. Gene Ontology annotation, molecular function: tricarboxylate secondary active transmembrane transporter activity. Gene Ontology annotation, biological process: alpha-ketoglutarate transport; mitochondrial citrate transmembrane transport. Gene Ontology annotation, cellular component: mitochondrion. The transcript is spliced from 2 exons. The record is from RefSeq and is a predicted model, not a curated record. NCBI's taxonomy places the organism in Eukaryota, Fungi, Basidiomycota, Malasseziomycetes, Malasseziales, Malasseziaceae. Bases 1 to 930 code for a protein of 309 amino acids.
AUGCCAGCCGGCCUAUUUCUACCCUCUCGUAUUCGCGGUAUGGCACCAGCUCAAAAGGGAUUUUCAUGGUCGAACAUUGCCGUUGGCGCGGCAAUGAACAUGUUUGAGGUCACCACGCUUGGCCAGCCCUUUGAGGUGCUCAAGACGCAAAUGGCAUCAAACCGGAAGCAGACAAUGUACCAAGCGUUGAAGACGGUCUGGAGCCGCGGUGGCAUCUUCGGCUUUUACCAGGGCCUCAUUCCCUGGGCAUGGAUUGAGGCAUCGACAAAAGGAGCUGUUCUUUUGUUUGCUUCGUCCGAAGUUCAAAAAGUCGCCAAGACCAUGGGGAUGGGACCCGGAGUAGCUGGUAUGCUUGGCGGUAUGACAGGUGGUGUUGUCCAGUCCUACACCACGAUGGGUUUCUGUACAUGUAUGAAAACUGCCGAGAUUACGCGCUCGAAGCAACUUGAGGCGGGCAUGAAGCCGAAAACGACUUGGGGUGUGUUUAUCGACAUUUGGCGCAGGGAAGGUAUCCGUGGGAUUAACAAGGGUGUCAAUGCGGUUGCUUUGCGUCAGUGCACAAACUGGGGAAGCCGUAUGGGCUUUGCAGGCUUGGCCGAGGGCCCUGUACGCAAGGUUGUGGGCAAAAGUUCUACCGAUAAGCUGUCACCCAUGGAGCGUGUCCUUUGCUCUUCUAUUGGUGGUGCACUUGCUACAUGGAACCAGCCCAUUGAAGUGAUUCGUAUCGAAAUGCAGUCACUUGCAAAGUCCACUGACCCAAACCGUCCCGCCAAGCCAACCAUCAUGAGUACCUUUAAAUAUAUUUACAAGGAGAAUGGGAUCCGGGGCCUGUACCGCGGUGUCUCGCCGCGCAUUUGCCUAGGUAUCUGGCAAACUGUUUGCAUGGUGUCCUUUGCGGACACUUUGCGCGACUAUAUUAACGGCAAAUAG